This is a messenger RNA of Marchantia polymorpha subsp. ruderalis, 872 nucleotides long. The record is from the annotation of a GenBank genome assembly. NCBI's taxonomy places the organism in Eukaryota, Viridiplantae, Streptophyta, Marchantiopsida, Marchantiales, Marchantiaceae.
AGGAAGCACGGAAGGAACCCUAGAGUGUUACAAGUUGGAUCGAGAGCGAGGGGAAGUUCUUUUUCUCUUGAGCACCUGUCGGGGCGGUCGAGUGUAGCUUCGAACGAUCUGUCACAGCGGGAGGGAUGGGUGCUUACAAGUAUAUCGAGGAGCUAUGGCGCAAGAAGCAGUCUGAUGUGUUGAGGUUUCUGCUGCGUGUGCGAUGCUGGGAGUUCCGUCAGCUUCCCGGCAUUGUCCGCAUCACCCGUCCCUCCCGACCUGACAAGGCCCGCCGUCUCGGGUACAAGGCCAAGCAGGGUUACGUGGUCUACCGAAUCCGCGUCCGCAGAGGAGGAAGGAAGAGACCUGUUUCCAAGGGUAUUGUUUACGGAAAGCCCAAGAACCAGGGUAUCACCCAAUUGAAGUUCCAGCGUAACUUGCGCUCCGUGGCUGAGGAGCGUGCCGGGCGCAAGCUUGGAGGAUUGAGAGUUCUCAACUCCUACUGGAUUAAUCAGGAUUCCACCUACAAGUAUUACGAGGUUAUUCUCGUAGACCCAGCGCAUAAUGCUAUCCGCAACGACCCUAGGAUUAACUGGAUUGUGAACCCGGUCCACAAGCACCGUGAGCUGCGCGGAUUGACAUCUACCGGAAAGAAGCACCGUGGUCUUCGUGGUAGAGGUCACCUUUACAACAAGUCACGACCGUCAGUGCACGCAACAUGGAAGCGUCACAACACAUUGUCCCUGCGACGAUACCGUUGAGCUUGUAGCAGAAUUUUUGUAUGUAGUUUUAGGCGUAAUGGGGAGAUGACCUUGUUGAGAAUGAUGUUUUUGGUACAUCCAAUUAUUAAUUUUGAUGAACCGAGGAUUUCAAGAUGGUUCCUGUACGCUCUC